Molecule: messenger RNA, 1329 nt
Organism: Zygosaccharomyces rouxii
Lineage: Eukaryota; Fungi; Ascomycota; Saccharomycetes; Saccharomycetales; Saccharomycetaceae
Gene: NPL6
Product: Npl6p
Exons: 1
Coding region: 1-1329 (442 amino acids)
Cellular component (GO): nucleus
Molecular function (GO): chromatin DNA binding
Source: RefSeq, a predicted model, not a curated record
AUGUCGGAUGAGAAAGAACUUGAGAAUAGCAUAGGGCCACAGGCUGAGGAGGAGGCUCGUCCUCGUUCCAGAUCCGCUAGUGCAAGACCAGACUACAAAGUGGAUAAUGAAGAGUUCGAUUUGAAAGAGGAAGACGAUGAUGAUGAAUACCAUGAAAAUGAAGACAUUGAUGCUGAGGAGAACAUUGGGGAUGAAGAUGCAGACGAUGACUUUGAAGACAAACGCUCCAGGUCUCACAAGCGUGCAAGGGCUGAUGAUGAGAAUAAAUCAGAAACAGAAGAUUCUAGAGGUGGUUCAGUGUUGCCGGGAACUCCCAGUGGCAUCAAGAAGCCUCAUUAUUCAAUUCCAGUAGAUGAUAUGGGGGCACCACUUCCAGUGGUCAAUGAAGAAUACGAUCUGCCCGACGACGAAGAGGGUGAAACUAAAAUUACGAAGAAUGGUGAAUUAUUGGGCGGUAGGCAAUUCUUAGUGCGUUCGUUUACCCUGUUGGAUAAAGGUCGCCGUAGAUUUAUGCUUUCUACUGAACCUGCUAGAGCCGUAGGAUUCAGAGAUUCCUACCUUUUCUUCCAAUACCAUCCAAACUUAUACAAAUACAUCAUCUCACAGGAACAGAAAAACGAUUUGAUUGAUCGAAGUAUACUUCCUUACUCCUACAGAAACAGACAGAUUGCCUUAGUGACAGCUAGAAGUGUGUUCAAAGAAUUUGGUGCUAAAAUUAUUGUGAAUGGUAAAAACAUCACAGAUGAUUAUUAUGCAACCAGACUGAGAGAGGAGGGACAUGUGGUUGAAGGAACGUAUGCUAGGGAGCCACCAAAGAAAGUAGUUCGACCAACGGAUAGUCUCGAUUAUGCUAUUGGUGCCAUUAAUCCAGCUAAAAAUGCUGUUGAAUUCUUCGAUAAAAGACACCAAACCCAUAACAGUGCUGCAGCUGGUGCUGCUUCGACAAAUAAAGUUACUGCUACAAAUUGGCUAUACCAACAUGCCGCAGCGUGCAGUAGAUUUAACAGCGAUUUGUUUUAUGAUAGAGUGAGGGUGCUACUAAUAGAACAACAUGGUAUAAGAGAUCCUUAUACAAACACUCUGCACAUUCCCUUGUCAACUCAAUCCACAUCUGUAGUGGGCGUUCGCAAAUUACCCAUUAAGAGAGAUAGUAGGGAUAAUGACCAGGAUUACCAAAUAAAACACGAAACCUUAAUCGCUGACCCAGAUUUAACAAGAAUCAAAACCGGUCUUUUAGGAAUACCGAGUGAAAUUUACGAGGAUGUCGUCAGUGAUGAAGUGAAAGAAGCCAUUCGUGAACAGCAGAAAUUCGAAAAGACGCUUCUGUAA